AUUGUAAUAAGUAAAGAAAUUCUUUCGUAAAAUCAAGAAGGCAACAAAGUACGACAAAGUGAAGAGAAACAAAAGAGUGUGAAGACAAAAAUAUGAUGCGAUCGAUAUUUAUUAUUUUCUUGAUGACUCAAUGGACGAAGUCAAUUUUUGCGACGGAAACUUCAUUCGACACAAUAAGUGACGAUAGUGAAAAGUUAAUGGAACAUUAUGUUGCUGUUGGCUUCGAUAACAGUGACAGUUUCAUUGAAGAAUUGACAACGGUUAACUAUGAAACAAAGCCUGAAACAAUCCCACCAAUUUUUAUUCCUACUCUUUCAACUCAACAACAACAAGAUCCGAUAGUUUCGUCUGUAAAUUCAUUACUGACAAAGCUUUUCAAUGCAGAACCCACAGAGACGAUUGAAGCAUUAACGGAAGUCCCUUUAAUAUCAAAUGAUCCUAUUCAAGAUGACAUACCGGAAAUUAGCUUGAAAAAGUCUACUUUCAAAUCGAUAAAGCCAAGAUUAUUAGAUCAGAAAAGAGAGGAAAGCUUGUUGCAAUCAACAGAUCAUAAAGACGAUGAAACGAUUGAAGCACUCGCAGAGGAAACAACUAUUACACCUGAAAUCGAAGGAGAAAUAAAUGAAACAAACAUUGACUUAGGCGAAGAGCCCACAACCAUACAGCCGCCUACAUCGAAAAAGCCAAAAAAGAUUGAAAUCUAUAAAACACGACCCAAUGAACUAUUAAGACAUUAUGUCGAAGACAGUCAUUUGAGGUCACCGAUAGCUGCGUUGAUUGACAAGAAACGAAAUCCAUUAUCGAAAGCAAAGAAAUUAUGGAAAGCUGCAUUGAAACCAAACUCACUUCUUGACAUUAUGGUGGUUUCUUACGACUCAGAAGGAAUUAAAAGCACUUACAAUCUUACCAACACUAGAGCUAUGAUGUCAACGUUGGAUCGAGUAAGAGAAGAAAAUGCAACACAACAAGAAAGUAAAACAUAUUACAGUAUCAUAAGAACGGGUCAAUUAAUUCCAUACGAUAGCGCAAUAUUUCUGUCAACUGACAACUUGCCAAAUGACACUGAACAUCAACAACCUGCUUCGAUGAUUCUUCUGAAGAAAAGAAUUCGUCUUUAUCUUGUGAUUUUUGAUGAAAGAAAUCACACUGUUAACGGAACGUCAACAACAGUUGUAAGGCAAACGGGGUUCCUAGGACAGUUGGCAUUGAGAACAGGUGGUGAUAUAAUUUACGUGCCGAACCAUGCUUUCAAGAGAGAUGGCGAAAUGGGACUGAUUACAUUAAUCGUGGGCAACAGGUUGAAGCCCAUUGAUUCAGAGUUGAAGGAGGUUAACGAGAAUGAGUUGAAAACCGACAACUCGGAUGUCGUAGAUGCGAACGAAGAAACAACUUCCAUUAAUUAAAUUUAAGAAAAUUUGCCUUGAUAUAAUGUUAUGUUUGUUUUAAAUUGAUAUUUUCUUCGGAAAAUUUUCACAAUUAACGAUUGAAUGAGUACAAAACAAAACGAAGAAAUAAAAAAUUGACACAUAAAGAAUAGAAA
Molecule: messenger RNA, 1540 nt
Organism: Clunio marinus
Lineage: Eukaryota; Metazoa; Arthropoda; Insecta; Diptera; Chironomidae
Source: the annotation of a GenBank genome assembly